Molecule: messenger RNA, 631 nt
Organism: Temnothorax curvispinosus
Lineage: Eukaryota; Metazoa; Arthropoda; Insecta; Hymenoptera; Formicidae
Exons: 3
Source: RefSeq, a predicted model, not a curated record
GUCAAGCCGCCGUGCGGCACACACACAUAUUCGCAAGACAGCCGUCUUACGGCAAACACAUUUUUGGCCAGCCGUCUUACGGCAGGGACUCAUCAGUCGAACGUCGUGAAGCUCACACGUUACCGUUUUCGCGUGCGCGAACUCGGAGUGCUCGGUCGCCCAUCGCAGACCACGAAGACCUAAUCGCUUGCUAUCCUGCCUAUCUGUGCCUGCUUGCUAUACCUGCCUGCCCGCUUGCUAUGCCGGACUGUUGCAUGCUUUCGCCUUGCACGCCAGAGAUCUCGCCAACGGGAGGACGACGUCAACACCCAGGAGGCGCCGGGCAACGACACGGAGGAAAAGUGUUGGUUUCCAGCAUGACGUCGAAAGUCCCGAUGACAGUUUCGGCAAUCGCGACGAGAAUCGUAGCAUGCCCGCCGUGUCGUCACACAUCUUGCUCUUUCCUCCGUCACUGUCGUCACGUAUUAUACAUGUCAACGCACGCAACGAUGGCAAAUGUAUUGCAGCAGAUAACGUGGACUUUGUUCGUUGCUUCCACAUAUACGUACGAGGUCAACGAGGCAAGUUUCAACGUGGGAACACGGAGUUUUUUGAGAAUCGGCACGGACGUGAGCGUUGCAAGAUGCGCUCG